AUGAAAGAGCUUAAUGAUACAGAUUUUGAGAAACUAACAGCAGAUAAUAACUUAGAUAAUGUUUUUGACACUGAUAUAUUCAGUGAUAUUGAAGAUGAUCUUAAACUUUUUGUUGGUUACAGAAUACAGAUUGGUGGUGGCAGGAGAGUAGAUGCAAUGACCCAGGAAAUACUAAAGCGAACUUAUUUGUGCCACUAUAGUGGAAACCAGAGACAAACAGGCCCUCUUGUCGAGUAG
This is a messenger RNA of Cetraspora pellucida, 237 nucleotides long. NCBI's taxonomy places the organism in Eukaryota, Fungi, Glomeromycota, Glomeromycetes, Diversisporales, Gigasporaceae. The record is from the annotation of a GenBank genome assembly.